Molecule: messenger RNA, 1485 nt
Organism: Epinephelus moara (kelp grouper)
Lineage: Eukaryota; Metazoa; Chordata; Actinopteri; Perciformes; Serranidae
Product: centrosomal protein of 55 kDa-like
Exons: 10
Coding region: 1-1254 (417 amino acids)
Biological process (GO): regulation of phosphatidylinositol 3-kinase/protein kinase B signal transduction; mitotic cytokinesis
Source: RefSeq, a predicted model, not a curated record
AUGGAGAAUGAGUUAAUGCGUUCACCAUCCAGGGGAACCAACGGAGACGGUCCGGUCUUCUUCUCUUGUGCUGCAGUGCCCCCCAGUGGCGCUAGAUUCCUCACUGUUGGAACAGCUUUACUGGAAAAGUGUCAGCAGCUCAUGGCCAACGACAGUAAGAUUGAUGUGCUGUCAGAGCAGCUAAGUGAGAAAGAAGAAAAUGAGAUGGACGCAGUGAGUAUGAGGAGAGAGAGCAGCAUGUCCAGUUACUCCAGAGAGAUUGAAGAAAUGAAGAACGAGUAUGUGCGACUCUCAACUAGGUGUCAGUAUCUAGAGAACAAAGUUGCGCAGAAAAAGGACUCCACUACAGAUGAAUGGGCCUCACCCAACACCACAAUUGAUCUCCAAAACUGCCUCCGUGAUGCCUUGGAGAAGAACAAGCAGUGGCUGGAAUAUGACCAGCAGAGAGAGGCCUAUGUGAGGGCAAUUCUGGCCAGAAUGUUAUGGCUGGAGAAGCAGCUGAACGAAGCAAAUCAGGCCCGCUCACAGCAGCACAAUGAGGACCAUUCAGAUGAGAAGGAGCAGAUGAGGCAGAUGCAGAGGUAUUAUGAAAGUCUGUUACAGAGGGCCAAAGACCAGCUGGAUGUGCUCAGGAAGGAGCUCGACGUGGCCCAGCAUAACUUGAUAAUGACCCAAAGUUGGUGCAAGGAAGAGAGUGAGGUGGAUGAGCUCAAGCAACAGCUGCAGACUGAAAAUAUGAACAGAGAAAGUGCACAGGAAGAUCAUCAUUACUCUGAGGAUGAAGAGCACUGGCUGACUGCUGUGACUGAAGACCUUCAGUACAGACUGGAUGAGGAGGAGCGCGAGUCAGCUAGCUCUGAGCUGCAGUCCACUCCCUUUGAAAAGUUUCUGUUAGAUCGUCACUGUGCUGACCAGGAAAGGAUUGCAGACCUAGAGCGACAGAUCAAGAUUUCUUCGCAAGAUCUGGAGGAUGAGAAACAGGACUGUUUGUAUUUACAGAAGCAAAUGGUCAGGAUUCUGAAGACGCUAAAACCUAAAGACCAUGUGACGAAGCAGUCGAAGAGAGACCGGCAGGAUUGCACCUCGUGUGAAGAGGCAUACCCACCCUCCCUGCGCUCCAGAGAUAGCCUUACAUCCUCCACUCACAGCAGCUCGCUGAAUGAAAGCUUCCUGGAGUGUCCCGGCUGCCGGUCCCAGUAUCCUGCCAGUCACCACAGAGAACUGAUGACCCACCUUGAAGUCUGUCUGGACUAACCAGGGGUACAAGUUAUCUGAAUAAACUACAGUUGUGAGUUGCAGAGGUGCUUAUGAUUAUUUUAAAUUAACCCACAAAGCUUUGGUUGGCUUUAAAGUUCUUCCUCACUCAUUUUUUUAGCUAUGUUAGUGGUUCUGUAGAUAUACAAGGUCCCUAAAGGAUACUGCUAAUGACUCAUCCAGUGAAAUAUCUCAACAUAUAUGAGAUGUAUUGAUACAGCAUUUGUUACA